AGCAAGCGGCACUUCCUGAAAUGAACAUAAUCAUGAAGGCGGAAGGGUAGUGGGUUCAUGGUUCAUGUUCCCGGCUGAGAAGCCACAUGUUACAGAUAUCACGGUGUUAUGCCGGUGAGGCGAUCUGAUUUGCCCGCACAAAAUGGAGCCAGCGAAGCGCGUUCUUGUUUAUCUGAGCAAGGAGAAUUCUGUGCUGCGAGGCGCUGGGUUUUUGCAGAGUAUAACCGGCUUCUUCUCCGGGAGUCAGGAGAACACGGUGAUCGUAAACUGCGGGCUGGAUCAGAACCGAUUCGUUAUAUCAGACCAGAGCUUCAGUAAUUCCAGCUGUGUGCCGCUCCAGAGACCGGCUUUCUGCCCCAUCAGCAACAUCACCCCGUCCCAGGUCGCCUCACUCCCCGAAGAGGUCCAGAGCCGCGGAGUGGAUGUCGGGGUGGCCGUGCUUGUACAGUCCGUAAACCGAAAGGUUCUGCUAACCAGGAGGUCCAAGAGCCUCAGUAUCUUCCCUAACGUCUGGGUGCCACCAGGAGGUCACAUUGAGUCAGGAGAGCAGCUGUUGGAAGCGGGACUGCGGGAGCUGCAGGAGGAGACUGGACUGAAGCUACAUCAUGGAAGCGUUACCUGGAGCAUGCUGGGACUUUGGGAGUCUGCAUUCCCUCCGUUACUGAGCCGAGGUCUGCCACGUCGCCACCACAUUGUCGCUUACCUUCUCGUUCUGACCAACGACACGCAUCAGCAGCUGCAGGACAGACUGUGCCCAGAUGAGCGGGAGGUGAGCGCUUGCGCAUGGACGGACACACAUCUAGCAGAACGUAUAGUGUCAGCGGAGGACGGAGCAGAGGAUUGUGGGAAGGAUCUGUCUGACCUCCCAGCCACAGUCGGCAUCACAGAGGUGAACGCCGGCGCCCUGACGCACCUCAAUUGCAACGCGGCCACGUUCCUGAACACAGCGCCUACGGACGGGGAGGACGUGGAACGCGUCAGCACCGGCACGAAGUACGCGCUGAGGCUGUGGCUGGACACGCUGCCCAGGCAGGGUUGGUAGAGUAGAUUCCAACUAAAAGAAACUGUGAUUAACCCAUGAUAAGCCUAUAUAUCCCAUCAGUCCUGGCUCUCGCCGUGGAGUCCCGCGGACGGCCGCACGCACGCACACACCACACCGGGGAAACCUUGAAUAAAUAAAAUGUUUUAUUUCCGUUAA
Spea bombifrons (plains spadefoot toad) is the source of this 1198-nucleotide messenger RNA. It is a transcript of the gene NUDT17, whose product is annotated as nudix hydrolase 17. The transcript has 9 exons. Gene Ontology annotation, cellular component: cytosol. NCBI's taxonomy places the organism in Eukaryota, Metazoa, Chordata, Amphibia, Anura, Pelobatidae. The record is from RefSeq and is a predicted model, not a curated record. Gene Ontology annotation, biological process: NADP+ catabolic process; NAD+ catabolic process. Bases 143 to 1042 code for a protein of 299 amino acids. Gene Ontology annotation, molecular function: NADH pyrophosphatase activity.